This is a messenger RNA of Aphis gossypii (cotton aphid), 2318 nucleotides long. RefSeq lists its product as uncharacterized. The record is from RefSeq and is a predicted model, not a curated record. NCBI's taxonomy places the organism in Eukaryota, Metazoa, Arthropoda, Insecta, Hemiptera, Aphididae. Bases 34 to 2079 code for a protein of 681 amino acids. The transcript is spliced from 9 exons.
UGUUCAAAACAAUUAUCGUUUGUAAUUAAAAAUAUGUUGAUGAUACUGAAAACUUUUAAGUUAUUUAAGAAUAUCCUAAUAUGUUUAUUAUAUAUAUUAUUAAUUAUUACUACCGUUAGCUACCAAACUAAGAACGAACCGACCUCUGAGCCACUGAAUACUGUUGAUGAAAAUAAUAAUCCAAAUGAAGAUGUACAAGAUAACACACGUCUUAUUUCACCAAAACCUGAUGAUCCGACGAAGAAUACGGAAACAGAUAAUAAUAAAAAGGCAUACAUGAAUUCAGUCGUUAUGCAAGAAGCUCUUCAGAGGAUUCGUGAGGCCAAAAAUAAUCCCGCUCAAAAAAAAUCAAAUGAUGAUGAAAUUAACACUGAAAGAAAUGAUACACCUAAAACAAAUACUGUUGAACAACAGCAACCAGUACCUAAUAAAGAAGAAUUACCCAUUGAAGAAAACCCAUUAUCUCAAAUAACAGUUGGCUUAACUUCUGAACCUGAAAAUGAACAGAAUACCGAUUACGAAAAAUCAAAAAAAAAAAAAAAAAAAAACAAGGAACAAUUAGGAACUGAAGAUAAUGAAGCUGGAUCGAAAGUAAACGGAGAAGAUAAUACUGAAAAUCAGCAACCAGAAACCUCAAUGAAUAACAUAGAAAUCAGCUCAAAUCCUGAAUCAACCUCAAUGAAUAACAUAGAAAUCAGCCCAAAUCCUGAACUGAUAACCGCUACGAACGUUGAGUUGAAAGAAGCAAAUGAUCAGAGUACCCAUGGAGAAAUUAAACUAGAAGAAGUAAAUGACCAGAAUACCAAUGACGAAAAACCAAAAAAAAAAAAAACGGAAAAAAAAAAAAAAAAAACAAGGAACAAUUCAAAAUACCGAUGCCAAAAAAAGAAGAAGAAAAAACAAAAAAAAAAAAAAAAAAAAAAAAAGAGAGAAACUGAUAAAAUUAUCGUUAAAAAUAUUCCAACACAAAAUAAUAUGGAAAUUAAUCCAACGGACAUACCAGUAUCUCCACUGGAGGCGGUUGCAAUCGUAAAAAUUAAAAAUAACGAUACAGAAUCUGAAAAUAUAAGAAAAGAAAAGAAAAGAGUAAUCUUUACAGAUUAUAAAAUUUCGAGCAACAAUACAGCGCGCAUACAUUGUACAUUUCUAGGAGAUGUGCUCAAAAUGUACAACAAAGUAAAAAAACGUUUUGUUGGACAUUUUUGUCAUUCAAUCAUUAUAGGCACUCCAAUCAUCUUAAGAGAUUAUCAAGUACCCCUGAGCGAGAAAAUGAAAGAGAAUUUGGAAAAAAUACAUCCAGAUAAAAAAGAAAGUUUACUUAUCGUAAUUAUGCAAUAUUCAAGCUACAGCGAUUGGGCAAAAGCGUUAGUUAACUACAAUCAAUUAGUAAUAAAUAUAAUUCGUACGGUUGACCAAUAUAAUAUCAAUGGAAUAUUAUUUUCAAAUUUGCAACCAAUAAAGGGACAAGAUCAAAUGGAUGACAACAUGAUGAAUAAUCUAAUAACGUUCAUCGAAGAACUAACAAAAAUGAAAGAUAAUUUAAAAAUUGGCAUAACCAUUCAUAUGCACAGUCAAUGGAUCGUAUCAAAUACAGAAUUUACUUCAUUCGAUCAAUUAAAUAAAGUGGUCACUUGGUAUUCAUACUAUACGAUUUCUAUGGUAAAAUGUUCAGAUGCUUACAUAUCUUCAGGCACUUCUCCAUUAGACGGAAAAGAGAGCUUUACUAAUGCACUUGAUACAAUACAGAAAACCAAAAUUGAUAUGGCAAAACUUAUAGUUGGUAUACAAUUGUUUCCAAGUAAAAAUAAUGAAUUAGAACCAUUUACAUACGAAGAGUUUUGUUCAGCACCAAAGGAAACUUGGAAUAAUUGGUGUGCUGCGCAGCCUGAAGAUCUUCGGUUAAAGGGUAUACGUUUGCGGCCUUAUUCAAUUUUAGGCGUUCAACUGUUGUAUAUGCACUCGGACGAUUACAGGUCCACAUGCGGCUGCCAUUCAUUCCCGUUGACCCGAGGACUUCUUCGUGGCUUAUUUGGUAUUGAGGAUCAAGAAAAAUGUGAUUUUUAUACUGCACAUAACUAAAUACCCACAAUCGAAUCAAAAGUCAUUAUAUUAUUGUUUUUCUCGUUAGUCACUUAGUCGUAAUUAUUUUUGGAAUAUAAACAUUAUUAUAUGAAUGCUUUAUGUAACAAGUUUUAUAUACGACACAUUUGAUCAUUUUAAUUUGCUAAACGUAUUUUCAUUAUUAAUUAAUAUAAUAUUACAGUUGUAUAAUUAUUUUCAUAACGUGUAUAAAAUACAAAAAUAAUGAAUGUGUUUCA